UAUCAACACAAAAUGGCAGGCACACCACGACUCUUAAUAGCGAUGGUGGCAACCAAGGAGGUCUUUGACGAGUAUGCAAAAAAAGACGGAGACGCAAGGUCUUUGAGCAAGGCAGAAGUCUCUGAACUGCUCCAUAAAGAGAUGGGAUUUCCCAAAGACAGUGCUGAAGCAGCUCAAUUCUUCGAAAAGCUGGAUGAAGACAAGAAUGGUGUUGUUUCUUACCAAGAGUAUAUUGCUCUUGCCGGAGCCCUCCUUUUUAUGAUGAAUUUAUAGUUUAGCCGCACUGUCUUUGUUUAUUUAAAAAAAAAAAAGAUCAGUGAUUCAAAUUGCACGAUGUACAACCACAUCUCUCAUCAGAGUUGGGUUAUUAAUUGGCUUGAGGGAUUUGAAAUGUAUUGACUUUAAGUGUGUUUGAGUGUGUCACUGACUUUGAAUGUUAAAAGUGACUAAUAAACAAAUAAAAAUAAA
Molecule: messenger RNA, 468 nt
Organism: Centropristis striata (black sea bass)
Lineage: Eukaryota; Metazoa; Chordata; Actinopteri; Perciformes; Serranidae
Product: protein S100-A6-like
Exons: 3
Coding region: 13-273 (86 amino acids)
Molecular function (GO): calcium ion binding
Source: RefSeq, a predicted model, not a curated record